Messenger RNA from Fusarium subglutinans, 228 nucleotides. RefSeq lists its product as uncharacterized. The record is from RefSeq and is a predicted model, not a curated record. Lineage: Eukaryota; Fungi; Ascomycota; Sordariomycetes; Hypocreales; Nectriaceae. The coding region runs from base 1 to 228 and encodes 75 amino acids. The transcript is spliced from 2 exons.
AUGUCACCCGUACCAGACAACAUCGAUCAGCUCCGGACUCGACAUGCUCAGGAGGUUGACUUCUACCACCCUUCCUCGGAUGAAUAUGGCACAGCCGAUCACACACCCGAACUCUGCUGGUGGUCGGACCCAGCGGACACGACAGAGCGCAUCGCGGUCUUCGCGAUAGUGACGGGCGUUCUUGUUUCAGACAUGAUGUGGAAGGGAGGCCACGACUUCUCUAUCUGA